Messenger RNA from Cuscuta campestris, 1909 nucleotides. Lineage: Eukaryota; Viridiplantae; Streptophyta; Magnoliopsida; Solanales; Convolvulaceae. The record is from the annotation of a GenBank genome assembly.
CGAAGGUGGAACCAACUGAGGGACGUGACUCAGAACCACCUAUGCUUAUUCAAGAACAGAAGGAGAAGGAAGUUUUGCCUAUGGCAAUAAAUGACCAUCUCCUUAAUUGUGUUGAAGACACACCUCCAAAGGAUCCUGUUCUAGAGAAAAUAGAGCCCAUUACCUACCCCCAAGAUUCCAUCAUUCAAGAGUCUGAGGAGGAAUCUAUAGACGAGGAAAUACCUAGCAUAGAGGAACCAAUUUCGUCUAUAGAUAAUCAUGCUUCAUCAGAAGACUUAGACCAAACUUUCUUUGACUCCCUACUUGACGGGUGUGAUUUUGUCUGCCCGAAGGAUGGUUGGAGCCUAAAGAGUUGGGACGAGCUUCUAGCGAGUGACCAUGAGGACUCGUCCAUGGGGGAAAGCAUGGUUGUAAUCAUCAAACCACAAAUGGAUGGUCAGCCCAUUGAAGAUAAGGAAGAAAUCAUUCUCGCUAUGAAAGCCAAUGAUGUGGAUCUACUGAGGAGACUUCCACCACCACCAAUCAAUACAGAGUCUCCUCCUUAUAUCCUGUUUCCACCAAGCCGCAGGGAUGAGUCAAGGAUCCUGGACCUUGACCGAGCAAAAAUUCAAAUACGGUGGUAUCAGAAGAGAGUCAAAAGGGCUAAACUUUAUGACACUCGGAUCGGGAAGUCGCGGAAAAAGUGGGUGAGCGUCAAGAUACAGACGUUAGAAGUGCUUAACGGGAGGCAACCCAUCAUUCAUAAAAAUAUUUAAAUAAGUUUUUGAGGAAUUUGACUGGGACGCAGCUGUGAGAGAGAUCGAUGUGGCUUGUGAGGCCAAUGGCGUCGCCCUUCCCGUCAAUGGGACAUUCGCUUCGUCUUCUGAUGGUGUUGCGACUUCGACUUCCAUCCCCAAUAGGGAAACGCUCAAAACCCCUAAUGGUGGCGGCCUUGCGUCUGGGAAGCAGUCGACUCUUGAUAUGUUUAUGGGAUUUCCGCCUAAGGCUAAGAAUGCCGAAACCGAACCCCACAAUCCAAACGGCGUUGGAGUCAGAAAAGAGGAGUUUGGUAAUGAGGGGGAUGACAGGGUUUGCUUCGUUCAACUUGAUUUGGAGGCAGCCAAAACUUGGAUUUAUCCAGCAAAUCUUCCCCGUUGGGAUUAUCAAUUCGAAAUCACGAGGACUGCACUAUAUUCCAAUACCUUAGUGGCAUUACCUACUGGGCUUGGAAAAACAUUCAUUGCUGCCGUUGUAAUGUAUAAUUAUUUUAGGUGGUUUCCAGAAGGUACUGCAUCACUUUUUAGCAUUUUUUGUCAUUGCAUGUGAUUAAGUGUUCUUGAUGGAGUGUGCACUUGAUCUUACUGGUCAAACAAGUCCUAUUAGAAGAGCUAGCUUUUGGAAAGAAAAACGAGUUUUCUUUGUCACUCCACAAGUGCUGGAGAGGGACAUCCUUUCUGGUAUAUGCAUGGUGAAACAUCUAGUCUGCUUGGUGAUUGAUGAGGCUCAUCGUGCUACGGGGAAUUAUUCUUAUUGUGUAGUGGUUCGCCAGGUUUGUGUUGACUUUCUUUUCUAUACAAAACACAAACUCUCGCUAUCUCUCAAGCCAUGGAAUAAGGCCUGCAUUUGAGAUGCUUGUUGAAAAGCUGUGAGAGGGGUCGUUUGCUCGACUAGUGAGUAGAAACGAAAUUCUUUUAAAAGCAAAACUCCUGAUGCAGAAAAGUUUAGAUCAUGGAGCUCCAAAUCCAAAACUGUCAAAAAUGCUUGAGAUAGUGAUUGAUCACUUCAGUAUGCAUCUUGGACAUUAACUUCUGUUUGCAUUAACUCAAAGUUCAGUGUAUUUGUUCAUAGACUACUUUUAUGCAUUGCUUACACACAAACAUUUUUUUUACCCGGAGCGGUCCACCAAAAUCAGUGGGGCUAUGACAGGGGA